UUUUUUUUUCAUCCUCAAGAAUUCCGAAGAACAUCUCAUAUUCUCAUCUGCGAAGAAGACGACGACGAAAGUAAAGGAGUAGCGAAAAGGGCAAUCUGCAAGUUCAGACCCAUCAAAAAUGGCGGAGAACAAGAGAGAAGAGAUGGGAUUAUCAAAAGAGUACAACUUGGAUGCGAAAUGGGAUGCUUGCCUUGAUCUUUCUCUUCGCCGCUUUGUUUACGCCUCCGUCGCCGGCGCUUUCACUGGCCUCCUCCUCUUCCGGAGUCCUGCAACUCGUUGGGCUUCUGUGGCUUUUGGCGCUGGAGCUGGUCUUGGAUCUGCAUACUCAGACUGCUCUAGAUUGUUUGACAAACCCACAGAAAAUUUGAGGCCUUCAAACAUCUCCGAAACCCCUGUUUCUCAGGAUGUGCAGGAGUGACUUUUGAGUUGAACUACAUUACACAGGGCUGAGGAACCAGUGAGAAGGGCUUGUUACUUCAGUUCACUUUACAUGACUCUUAUCCUACUGUAAUACCAAAAAAUUGUUUUGCCGGGUCAUUUACCCCAAUGUACCGCAAAUUUCUGAUGAAACAAUUCUUUUUUGUCUUGUAAUGUUACUAUGAUUGGUAGUUUCAUCAAUCAGGAGAAUGAAAAAUGAAAAGAAAGAAAAAUAAAAUUCUAUA
Molecule: messenger RNA, 662 nt
Organism: Spinacia oleracea (spinach)
Lineage: Eukaryota; Viridiplantae; Streptophyta; Magnoliopsida; Caryophyllales; Amaranthaceae
Product: MICOS complex subunit MIC10
Exons: 3
Coding region: 119-418 (99 amino acids)
Cellular component (GO): mitochondrion; MICOS complex; mitochondrial inner membrane
Source: RefSeq, a predicted model, not a curated record